Messenger RNA from Marchantia polymorpha subsp. ruderalis, 2521 nucleotides. The record is from the annotation of a GenBank genome assembly. NCBI's taxonomy places the organism in Eukaryota, Viridiplantae, Streptophyta, Marchantiopsida, Marchantiales, Marchantiaceae.
GAGCCUCGAGCCUCGACCGUCGUCGUUGUACAAUUCCAUGUGCUCUCUGUUGUCGAUCGACGACGCCUGCCAACUGAGAAUGAAGAAAUCCGAAGGCGGAACCUUCAAAGUGGGUGGAUGGAUGGAUGGCCAUGGCUUCAGCACUACCCACAAACUUGAACAUCGCAACGAGCAUCGAGCUCCCACAAUCUCGGCAGCAUUGCAAUGCGAGCCAGAAAUCCAGCCCGCCCGCCAGCAUGAAGCUACUGAACGCCGCAAUGUCUCGCCCUGCCCUGCCCUGCACGCACGGCCCUGUCGCUGCGGCCGAGGACGUACGAAAGAUUGCUCCAUCGAUCGGCGACCGAUCCGGAUGUUUGGAAUCUCUCUCUCCGCGGUUCGAUGCCGGCUUCCGGUCGCGGUGGCGAAAUUCCCGUUCCGAGGGAGGAUGCGCAACCAUCGAUCGAUCGAUCGAUCGAUCAGUCAGUCAGUCAGUCAGUCAGUCAAAUCAAUCAGUCCCGAGUGGCAGCUCCGGCUGGAAGAGACGUUAGUUCACGAGUGGCAGAUUUGACUGCAUUCCAGUCCACGAUGGAUGCGGAGGAAACGGAAGGGGAACGGGUAACGUUGCGGCAACGCGAGCACUCGCUGCCGUUGCCGUCAUGAUGGUGGAGGAGGGAUGGCGAGGAGAGCCCUCCCUCCCUCCCUCUGUAACGGUUGUGUGAGCCCCCCCGCAAAUCUCUGCGGUUGGGGGGACAGGAGAGCGCCGGCUGCGAGGUCAGAGGCUUCGGCGGAGAUUCCCAGACUGCUCCCUGCUCGAGAUUCGCAGACUCGGCCCAUCGAUCGAGCGCAACCGCAACCCCUGUCCUCGUCGUCGUCGACGCCGCCGCACGAGUCUUGCUUGCGCCAUCGCUCUUGGCACCGAUUCGCUCGCUCGCUUCGUCGGACCCUCUCUGCUGCUCGUGCACGAGAACUCUCGAGCGCGACUGCAAUGUUGAGCACGAUGAGAUUCAUUUUUGAGAGGACGAAGACUCCUCUGGAGGUGAUGCGAGAGAACAGGCGCCUGAUGGAACGAGGCAUGAGGGAGAUCGAGCGAGAGAAACAGUCGCUGCAUACCAUCGAAACGAAGCUGAUUCAAGAGAUUAAGAAGGCUGCCAAAGUCAACCAAUGGGAUGCUGUGAAGAUCAUGACAGUGGACCUCAUAAGAACUCGACAACGAAUCAUCAGAUGCUAUAACCUGUACCAACAGCUGAAAAGCAUAUCUCUUCAUACGCAGACACUGAAAUCAGCAGAAUCAAUGGCAGACGUUUUGCAAGGCUUUAUCAAAGCCGUGAGGCAGCUGAACUUGCAUGUGAAUCAACCGGCCUUGCAAAAGAUCAUGCAGGAGUUCGAAGUACACCAAAUGCGAAUGGACAUGAGCUUGGAAGAGAUGGAGGAGGAGGAUCUCUACGAAGAGGAGGAAGAAGAAGAAGAAGAUGUCGAUGAGUCAGAGCAGCUCGUUUGUCAAGUGCUAGACGAGCUCGGAGUGGACUUCAGUAUUCUGGUCUGAAGCCAUCUCUGCUCGCAACUUGCAUCCCAGUCCGUCUCGUCAAACCCAGACAUCUCAACUCAUCACCAAAUGGACAAUCUAGAGUGUAUCUAACCUUGUGUGUGCACUCUCUGCUGUCGUCAUCGAGCGGCACAUUGAUCCUUCUUUCUCAUCGUUGAUUCUGUCGCUACAGCUGAAUCAUGCUCCACAAGAAUCGCAUCCUGAACCGAUCGAAGCUCAGAAGAUGGUGUGCGAUGAACCGAGAAUCGGCAUCGGUCUAAGAGACAGGAUGAACCGACUUCGAAUGGCAUGACCGUCGAGGCUGGAGCUAACGUGAUGACGAGAACCGAGAUAGAUGAGCUUUCAGUUUCCCUUUUCUUAGAGGAAGAGACGAUCCCGCAGGUACGAAGUUUCGUGAGUUGUUGGAUAACGGCCGUAAUACCAGAUGCAAAGAGAAGCAGAAAUUUUUACAGAAGAAUGAGUCAGUCGACAGAUCUGUCAUGUCUUGAAUAUCAACCGAUGUGCAGAUUUUGCAAUCCGUGUACUUUGAUGUCCACAGUGUGAAAUCUCACUUUCUAUAACAGCUCUCUCAUAACCAGCACAUUCGUAGUAUACUCGAUGUGAGCUAGCGACGUCAUUAGCAAUGACACUCUGAGAAUCCAACAUAUAAUUGAGUGUCAUAGAGUACAUUACGGUAGGAAACUCUCGACAACAAAGGCCAGGAUCGUUGGCAUCGGCGUCUUGGAAGCGACCACACGUAAUACCGGACUCCUCAGCAGGGCCUCUAGUUAAGGCACGAGGUUCUAUUGCAUAUCCAAGGGGCACUGGUUUCUACUGUGUGUUCCGGUGUGCUGUAUAGACUGCGUUGAGACGGCUCGUUGGAGCCAAUACGAAGACUGGCUGCAGCUGCUCUUUACCUGUUGCCGAUAGAUCUGCUGUAAAUAUCUGAUGUUUGCACAACUCGUAUUUUAGUCAUGUGAUGUGUCUACGCCUUUACUGUGACUGAUCCACUGGAUUCGA